Molecule: messenger RNA, 2474 nt
Organism: Chlorocebus sabaeus (green monkey)
Lineage: Eukaryota; Metazoa; Chordata; Mammalia; Primates; Cercopithecidae
Gene: RAB33B
Product: RAB33B, member RAS oncogene family
Biological process (GO): Rab protein signal transduction
Molecular function (GO): GTPase activity; GTP binding
Source: RefSeq, a predicted model, not a curated record
CCUCCAGAGGGCGGGAACGUUGGACGUGGCGGGGCUGGGUCAGCCAGGGCGUUGGGCCUGGGGCGCUCGGCUCAGCCUCUCGGCAGGCUGGCUUUCUGCGCCGCCAUAAAGCCCCCGACAGGCCCCACGCCUGCCCAGUUUGGGGCGGGUCGGGGGAAUGACUGAGGAGAUGGAGUCGUCGCUCGAGGCAAGCUUUUCGUCCAGCGGGGCGGUGUCAGGAGCCUCCGGGUUUUUGCCUCCUGCCCGCUCCCGCAUCUUCAAGAUAAUCGUGAUCGGCGACUCCAAUGUGGGCAAGACGUGCCUGACCUACCGCUUCUGCGCUGGCCGCUUCCCUGACCGCACCGAGGCCACGAUAGGGGUGGAUUUCCGAGAACGAGCGGUGGAGAUUGAUGGGGAGCGGAUCAAGAUCCAGCUAUGGGACACAGCAGGACAAGAACGAUUCAGAAAGAGCAUGGUUCAGCACUACUACAGAAAUGUACAUGCUGUUGUCUUCGUGUAUGAUAUGACCAACAUGGCUAGUUUUCAUAGCUUACCAUCUUGGAUAGAAGAAUGCAAGCAACAUUUGCUAGCCAAUGAUAUACCACGGAUUCUUGUUGGAAAUAAAUGUGAUUUGAGAAGUGCCAUUCAGGUACCCACAGACUUGGCACAAAAAUUUGCUGACACACACAGUAUGCCUUUGUUUGAAACGUCUGCUAAAAACCCCAAUGAUAAUGACCACGUGGAAGCUAUAUUUAUGACCUUGGCUCAUAAGCUUAAGAGCCACAAACCAUUAAUGCUUAGUCAACCCCCUGAUAAUGAAAUUAUCCUGAAGCCUGAACCAAAGCCUGCAACGACGUGCUGGUGCUAAAUAACAGUCUUUAUUAUAUUAUCUAAUUUUGGCUAAAGAAAUACUUUUCAAGUAUGACAGUAAUAAGUCAUAAGAUUUAUUCUCAACUGUAAUGGGUCAUCUUGACACUUCGCUGUUUGUCAUUGUCACGCUUUUGUAUUUUGUAUCUACUUAAGUUUGUCACUGUGACAACACAGGAAAAGUUGGUUUUCAGGUGAGAUUGAAAAUGAAGCAAAGAUAGGAUGAAUCUGAACAUCUCUCCAUCUAGAGCCCAGUGAAGGAAGCUUCAAAUGAGAACAUGAUGGAAUGUAAAGAAUCAGUAACCGUUCCAUGUUGUGUUCCUGGAAUUGGAAUAAAAUAUUAAAGGUUUAGCACACACCUAAUAGUAUGUCCUUUAAAUGGGAAGUGUUCUUAAUAGGGUAAAAACUGGUAUUUGCCUCUCCCCAGAGUACUUUUUUUGUUUUUUGGUAGAGACAGGGUCUUGCUAUGUUUCCCAGGCUGGCCUUAAGCUCCUGGGCUCAAGCAAUCCUCCCACCUCAACCUCCGCAGUAACUGGGACUGUAGGUACUCACCGCUGCAUCUGGCCUUUCUUUGUUUUACUAACAUAUUUAGUUUUGUUAUUAUUGGUAUGUUUUAGAGCUAACACUUUAGUUCCAGUGGGAUAAGAAGGCACAGAAUGUUUCCUGGUUCCCAGUCCAUAAAGAAUGACUUUUCCAAGAGUUCUAGAUGUUUGAUUUUGUAAUUAAUAUUUAUCAGAUCUACAAAAAUCAUUGUUAUUUUUAAAAGAGUUAUUUGAGUUGCUUUCUUUUUUUUUAAUUAUUAUUAUUAUCAUUAUUAUUUUUUUUUUGAGAUGGAAUCUUGCUCUGUCUCCAGGCUGGAGUGCAGUGGCGCGAUCUCGGCUCACUGCAACCUCCACCUCCCAGGAAGUGAUUCUCCUGCCUCAGCCUCCCGGGUAGCUGGGACUACAGGCAUGUGCUACUACGCCCAGCUAAAUUUUGUAUUUUUAGUAUAGACAGGGUUUCACCAUGUUGAUCAGAAUGUUCUCAAUCUGUUGACCUCAUGAUCCACCCACCUCAGCUUCCCAAAGUGCUGGGAUUACAGGUGUGAGCCACCACACCUGGCCGAAUUGCUUUCUUACUAAAUCCUAUUAAAAUAUGCAAAAAUAAGUGAGAUUUUAAGGCAAAUAAAGUGACACAGGUGCUUUAUAUUUUAUUUUGGUAUAUUUAAACAGUGUAAAACUAACUGAAAGCAUAUGAAGAGUUGUAACUUGGGGGAAAAUAGGUAAACAUAGCUUCUAGCUAACACAGGAGACCUAUUCUUACUUGGCCUUUAGUAAUUUCAAGCAGUGUAUCUGGUAUGGUAUUUCUUGCUUUCCCUUCAACUCAAUAAAUUUAAUUACAACUGCCAAGUUAACAAAUGAACUUGCAUUUGGAUUGUAGCUGUGAAGGCACAACUCUAAUUGCUAUUAGUCUACAUGUAUUUCUGUAAUAGUAUUGUGUUGUAUCAAUUUUUAAGAUAUCUAAAUUUUAUGGUCACAAGAAGCUGUUCCUCCUCAGUAUGAAAAAUAAAUUAGAUACUGAAAAAUGUCCUUCAGUGAUGGAAAUAAUAUUUCAAAAAGUUUUUUUUUUUUUUUUUUUUUUUUUUUUGA